Fusarium redolens is the source of this 1596-nucleotide messenger RNA. RefSeq names its product FAD-binding domain-containing protein. Lineage: Eukaryota; Fungi; Ascomycota; Sordariomycetes; Hypocreales; Nectriaceae. Gene Ontology annotation, cellular component: plasma membrane; NADPH oxidase complex. The transcript is spliced from 6 exons. Gene Ontology annotation, biological process: defense response; superoxide anion generation. Bases 1 to 1596 code for a protein of 531 amino acids. The record is from RefSeq and is a predicted model, not a curated record. Gene Ontology annotation, molecular function: superoxide-generating NAD(P)H oxidase activity.
AUGUCGAAGCUUGCAGGACAGCUGACAUCAACAGAGCUACUGAAGAAGCAGUUUACCGGCUCCAAGAUUCUCUUCCACCUACUGUUCUGGGGAGCACAUCUCGGCACAUUCGCGUAUGGAUGGUGGAAACAAGCCUCAGAUUCUCGAUUAGAACCUUUGAACGUGACCCUGAACUUGUCGAUAUGGAUAUCCCGAGGUGCCGGUCUUGUCCUAAGCUGGGAUACGACCUUGAUCCUUCUGCCUGUCUGCCGCACUAUCCUCCGAUGGUUCCGGCCCAGAAUCAAGUUCCUGCCACUUGACGAAAAUGUGUGGUUCCACAGACAGGUCGCGUAUGCGAUGCUGAUUUUCACCAUCAUUCACACGGCAGGGCACUACGUAAACUUUUUUAAUAUUGAAAAAACCCAGAUUCGACCUGUCACAGCCGUCGGUAUCCACUAUAAGGACCCGGGUGGUAUUACAGGUCAUAUCAUGCUGCUAUGUUUAUACACCCACGCGGUCGGUUGCUUUGUUCGUGAUACGCCUGAGCCUUUCUCUCCAUUCUCCGGCAAGGAUUAUUACGACCAUUGUCUUGGUUACCUAGGUUGGCGCUGGGAGCUGGUCGCUGGCGGCCUCUACUUUGUGGAGAGAAUAUACCGAGAGAUGCGUGCAAUGAGGGAGACCAGAAUCACAAGAGUUUUCAGACAUCCAUAUAACGUCGUGGAAAUCCAAUUUGUCAAGCCUUCUUUCAAGUAUAAGCCCGGCCAAUGGCUCUUCUUGCAAGUUCCCUCAAUUUCCCGGUAUCAAUGGCAUCCCUUCACAAUCACCUCUUGUCCCUUCGAUCCGUAUGUUUCGGUACAUGUCCGACAGAUUGGCGACUUCACGAGAGUUUUAGGUGAUGCUGUUGGUGCAGGCCAGGCUCAAUCUGAGCUUUACGCGGAUAGCGUCCCAGAUCCGAAGGCCAUAUACGAAAUCGCAUUGCAGAAUGGCCAGCAAAUGCCACUUCUCAGAAUUGACGGUCCUUAUGGUGCACCAGCUGAAGACGUUCUCGAGAAUGAAAUCGCGAUUCUGAUCGGAAUGGGAAUCGGCAUGACACCGUGGGCUUCUGUCCUCAAGAACAUCUGGCACUUACGGAACGGGCGAGUUUCAGCAAUACGGCUGCGGCGAGUUGAAUUCAUCUGGAUUUGUAAAGAUACCGCGGCAUUCGAAUGGUUCCACCCGCUCCUGAGCUCCCUCGAAGACCUGACCGUUAAGGAGGCUGCAGCUUCACCUGAAAAUUCUGCCCAGGAAUUCCUCAGGAUUCACACUUACCUCACUCAGAAGCUUGAUGAUGACAUGGCCCAAAACGUGGUUCUGAACAGUGUGGGUUCCAAAGUCGAUCCAUUGACGAAGCUAAAGGCCGGUACCAACUUCGGCCGGCCCGAUUUUCCCAAGUUGUUCCAGCAUGUGCGUGAUCAGAUUGAUGAUGGCACGUACCUUCCUGGACUCGAAAGGAGUAUUCAGGCUACAGUUGGAGUGUACUUUUGUGGACCAGCAGCGGCCGCUCGCGAGAUUAAGAGCGCUUGCAGAAAUGUUAGCACCCAGGAUGUGAAAUUCAAGUUUUGGAAAGAACACUUUUGA